This is a messenger RNA of Archocentrus centrarchus (flier cichlid), 3735 nucleotides long. RefSeq names its product cytadherence high molecular weight protein 2-like. Bases 160 to 3705 code for a protein of 1181 amino acids. Lineage: Eukaryota; Metazoa; Chordata; Actinopteri; Cichliformes; Cichlidae. The record is from RefSeq and is a predicted model, not a curated record. The transcript is spliced from 4 exons.
CUUCAUUUCCACAGAACUGAAACAGCACAGCACUCUUUCAGAUGACCUGCUACACGACUUAGUUUAUUUUAAAAUUUGCACGACAAAAGAACGUGGAGGUCUGUGAUCUAAUGUGAAACACUUUUAAAUUUGUAACGGGGAAGCCAGCAGAAUCAGAUCAUGGAAGAGAUGGAGAAAUAUUGGGAUGCACUGGAAGGCAGCGAAGAACAGCUGGAAGUGAAGACCCAAACCAAAUGGACAAAUUUUCGAGUAAAGAAAAAGAGAAAGGAGCUUGAGGAUCUGCUGGAGAAGAUAAUGAAAGAGAGGGAUGAGUUAGAAAUCAUGAAGAUAAAAAUAAUGCGACAAAAGGAAGGGGUUGAACAAAAACUGGAAGAUACUGUUGCUGAGAUGAAAAUUAAAACAGAAAAUGCUGGUGCAGAAAUGAUCAACACCUGGGAGAAAAUGCUGCGAACCCAAAGGAAGAUGGGAAAGAACCAAGAAGAAAUCAAAAACUGCAUGGAAAAGCUGACAUCCAUGAAAGCUUGGAUCAACAAAUGGAUACUGUCACACUCUACAAUCAAACAGACUUUUUCAGUGAAUGCAUCUAGACCACAAGAACCAAAGAAAGAAACACACAGAGACUCCCGCAAAAAUCAAGCAUCAGGAAUUCCAAAGGAAGAGGGGGGAGCAGAAAUUAUACCAGAAACUUUAGAAGAUCAGCAUCAAAAUGAAGAAAUCAAAGAACAACAAAAUAAGGAUUUUGAGCCCAAACAUCUUUUUGCAACAGAUAAAAAAGGAGAGCAGGAUAUUUGCUUACAGAGGGAAACUGAAAUUCAUAAAAAAGCAAUAGAUGAUGAUGAGACAGAAUUACUGAUAAUUGUAAGAGACAGCAGAGAAGUGGAAAAACUGAUAUCUAACCUUAAACAGCAAGAAGAGGAAAUAAAGGGGCAAAUAAAGUAUACUGUUGAUGACAUGGAAGAAAAAGGUCAAGACAUUAAAAGGCUCAUCAUGGAAAUAAAUGACCUGCAGAAGCAGAGGCCAUACAAUUUAACUGCAAUCAGGGAAACUGAAAAUGUGGGGCAAGGAUGGACUAAACUGUUGGAGGAAACUGACCACAGACAUGUUUUGAUAGUGAAAAGCAAAGUUUUCAAAUCUGAAAAAAUGAAAUAUAAGGAGGAGAACAGCAAACAAAUAAAACAUGAGUCUGACUUGACAAGAGUGGAUGUUAGUGAGGAGUCAGGAGAAGAGAUACAGAAACAAGCUGAGCAGACCGAUAGAGAGGACACAGGAAGAGCUGAUAUACAAAGACUUAGAGCAGAGAUUUAUAGAACACAAGAGAUUAUAAGAAUGGUAAAAGGAGGACUGGAGAACCCAGAGGAAAAAAGUAACAUGGACAGAGAUCAAAAGAAUGAAGGUGGUGAAAUUGAAGGAUUGCUAAAAGAUAUCACACAGUUUCAGGCAUUUUUAGAAAUGGUGAAAAGCACAAUGAAGCAAAGUGAAGUACAUAUGACAGAAGAAAUGAGCAGUAUGAAAUCAAUGAAAACUGCAGUGAAAAAGAAGAGAAGAGAACUAGAUCAAAGGUUAGAAAAAACUUUGAAAGAGAGAGAUGAAUUAGAAAUCUUGAAAAUAAAAAUGCAAAGACAAACUGAACUGAUUCAGCAGAAUUUUGAGAAAAUGGCAAAAGUUAAGUGCACUAUAGAAAAAAUGGCUGCUAAGGCCAGAAAGAAAAGUGCAGAGACAGAAAUUAAUAUGAAGGAGACAGAAAUAAAGCUGAGACAGUUCAAAGACCUUUACUGCAUGACUGAAGCAGCAAAACAAGACAUGGAAGCUAAUUUUACACCUAAAGAAAGAGCUGGCCAAGAUUUCAAGACUGAAAUUAUGAAGACAAAGGACACAGAAAGGGACAAACUGACAGGUGACACAAUGGGCAAAGAAACUGAAGAAACAGAAAUCCUCAGAAAAGUUACAGAGAAACUGAAGGAAAUAAAACUUACAUUAGACAGUUUGGGCCACAAAAAUGGUGAAACUGAGCAAACUAAAACUUCAGUUAGUGAAGAAGUUAAACAAAUGAUGGAGAGAAAAGAGACCGAGAUGAUGAAACAGAUCCAAACAGAGAUGGGGAAUGUGAGAAUAGCAAAACAGCAAGCUGUAAAGGAAAUACAGGAGUUGAACCAUUUACGGGAGAAAACUGAAAGCCAUAAACAGGAGAUUAUUGAGAGAGUACAAAAGAGCCAAACAGAAAUGGAGCUCCUGCGGUCAAAGCUGGAAAUAAAGAGAAAUGAAUGUGAGCACUGUUUUAGAAAGACCAUGAGAAAAAAGGAGGAAAUUGAAAUAAUGUGGAAUGAAAUACAACAAGAAAAGAAAACACUGAGGAGAGAAACCAAAAAGAAAAGAAGAGAAUUAGACCAAAGACUGGAGAGGAUAAUGAGAGAGAGGGAUGAAGUAGAAGUGCUGAGGGUAAAACUAAAUCGACAAAAGGAAGAGCUGGUUGAGGAGAAGCAGACUAUCAAAAAUCAUAAUCUGUUCAUCUACCUACACAGUGAACAUGAAAAACAUUUGGAAAACAAAGAUGUGAACAUCUUCAUGGAGAAACUAAAACAACACAGCUCAAAAGUCUAUUAUCCUAUUAUUUACAUGCAAACCAUGAAAGAGAAGAUUCAUAUAGACAAGGGAACAAUAAAGAGAGAAAUAAAAAUUCUAGAAAAAGUAAAUGCUGAUUUAGAAAGACAAAGAAAAGGACUCAGGGAAUUUGAAGCCUUGAAUAUGAUUAUAAGGAACAAUAUGGAGAGAUUGAAAUGUCAGCUAAAGAUAAUCUUUGAAAAGUUAACCAUCCAAGACAGAGCAGAGAUGAAUGAUGAUAUCCAAAAACAAAAACUUGAGAUCAGACUAGAAAAUGUUAAAAGGGAAAGACAAGAGAUGGAAGUAUUGAUGUCUGAGUUGGAGAUGAAGAAAAAAGAAAACGAAAAGGUUAUCAAAAGAAGCAAUCAAAAAGAGCAGGAGAUGAAAAAAGUAUGUGCUGCCCUGAAAGAAGAAAGAAUUGCAAUCAAGAGAGAAAGACAGUGGAGAAAGAAGGAGCUCAACAAGCAAAGGAAGAGGAUCACUGGGCAAAGAGAUGAACUGAAAAUGAAGCAGAAACUGCAAAGAGGAAACGACGAAAACAAAUGUCAAAUUGAGGAGAUGAUGAAAAGAGGAAUUCCCAUGGAAAACCACUGGCAGCUGAUGAAAAUAUGUUUGGAGAAAUGUAAACAGAUAAAGAUACAGACUGAAAUUAUGAUUGGAGUAAUUCAGGAUGAAAAACAACACAUGCAAGAUGAGGCUAGACUGAGCAUGUUGAAGAGAAAAGAAAUAAUAAAUAUGAAAAUGGAGGUUAAACAACAAAAGGAAAUGAUAAAGUGCGCAUUAAAAAACAUGCAACAACUACAAAAAUAUUUGGAACAGUUAGAGAGAAAUAUCACACAAGAGCAAAACAGGAAAGACAGAAGACGAAGGCAACAAUUUCAGUUUGACAAACAACAUCCUGAUAAACUGACUGUGAACCUGACAGAUGAUGAAGAAGAUCUGGAAAGAUUGACUGAGAUGAUGAAGGGAACUCAUCAGCUGAAGAUAGACACACAAGAACUGGAAAAAGAACAGGUCAGCGAGAUGAAAACUGACAUUGACAAAGAAAGAGAACUGAUGUUGGAUGAAAAGAGAAAUAUGGAAGAAGAAAGGUCUGAGCUAAAAUGAGAGAAAAACAACUCAUGGAUAAAAUGAAGA